UCGGCAUUUCCCAAAAUGACCUGCUCUCUCUCCAUCUCAGUGCUCAUCUGCCGGAACUAUCGCGGUGAUGUGGACAUGUCGGAAGUGGAGCACUUCAUGCCCAUCCUGAUGGAGAAGGAGGAGGAGGGGAUGCUGUCGCCCAUCCUGGCCCAUGGGGGCGUCCGCUUCAUGUGGAUCAAGCACAACAACCUGUACUUGGUCGCCACUUCCAAGAAGAAUGCGUGCGUGUCACUGGUGUUCUCUUUCCUCUAUAAGGUGGUGCAGGUGUUCUCAGAGUACUUCAAGGAGCUGGAGGAGGAGAGCAUCCGCGACAACUUUGUCAUCAUCUAUGAGCUGCUGGAUGAGCUCAUGGACUUUGGCUACCCCCAGACCACGGACAGCAAGAUUCUGCAGGAGUACAUCACUCAGGAAGGCCACAAGCUGGAGACGGGCGCCCCGCGGCCCCCCGCCACCGUCACCAACGCCGUGUCCUGGCGGUCCGAGGGCAUCAGGUACCGGAAGAACGAGGUGUUCUUGGACGUCAUUGAAUCUGUCAACCUCUUGGUCAGUGCCAACGGCAACGUCCUGCGCAGCGAGAUCGUGGGCUCCAUCAAGAUGCGGGUCUUCCUCUCGGGCAUGCCCGAGCUGCGCCUGGGCCUCAACGACAAGGUCCUCUUCGACAACACAGGCCGCGGCAAAAGCAAGUCCGUGGAGCUGGAGGACGUGAAGUUCCACCAGUGCGUGCGGCUCUCCCGCUUUGAGAAUGACCGCACCAUCUCCUUCAUCCCGCCCGACGGCGAGUUCGAGCUCAUGUCCUACCGUCUCAAUACCCACGUCAAGCCCUUGAUAUGGAUCGAGUCAGUGAUUGAGAAGCAUUCCCACAGCCGCAUCGAGUACAUGAUCAAGGCCAAGAGCCAAUUCAAGCGGCGGUCAACAGCCAACAACGUGGAGAUCCACAUCCCUGUGCCCAAUGACGCCGACUCGCCCAAGUUCAAGACAACGGUGGGGAGCGUCAAGUGGGUCCCUGAAAACAGCGAGAUCGUGUGGUCCAUCAAGUCCUUCCCAAUUACCAGCUCCGGACCCAGUGAGGGUCAGUGCCAGCCUGGUGCAGGGGCUCCUGGGGAAGCACUGGAAACCUGCCAAGCCCGUCGGAAGGACACCACGACACUGGCCACCAUCCCGGCUCUGCCGGGAGACCCCUCCUCCUCCGGACGUACCUGCUCUGCCGUCUCACACUUGUCUCCGAAGCCCCUUCCCCCGGAAGAGGCUUGUCUUCCAGAUGCCCCGUCUCCUCGCCCGGGGCCGCCUGGGGAGGGAGCAGUCUUCCCCAGAGGCCACGGCAGCCUCGGCUGCGCCGUCCCAGGCACAGGAACCUGGGAACUCCCAGCUGCUCGGGGCACGUUCUGGCCGCCUGCCGUUCUGUCGGCUGUGUUUCCUGAGUGUCUCUGGGGUUUUGUCUUCGUCCUCGUUGCUGUUUACGUGAACCGUGCUCUCUGCUCCUCCUGCUCCUCGUCCCGAAGCUCUCAGCAGCACUUAGUGGGGACAGGAGCCCCUCCCCGGCCUCCUUCCACACUGCGCAUCCUCCACCGGGGCCAGAGCCCAGCACUUCGGCCCCUGGGGCUCCUGGCCUGGACCGCAGGCUUCGGUGAGGUGCCUCCCCAGGGCCGCCUGUGCCACACAGGCUGUCGCUCCACCACAUCAGUGUUUGUCCGCGGGGAGGGGGUGCAGGGAGCCCCUGGCCUCAGAGGACACAGGUCAUCCACACCUGUGCUCGGCCACCCCUCCCCAUCUGUGUUUGUGUCAUAAUGAGAUUAAAUUUCAUUAAUUAAA
Pipistrellus kuhlii (Kuhl's pipistrelle) is the source of this 1809-nucleotide messenger RNA. RefSeq names its product adaptor related protein complex 1 subunit mu 1 (gene AP1M1). The record is from RefSeq and is a predicted model, not a curated record. Bases 16 to 1785 code for a protein of 589 amino acids. Lineage: Eukaryota; Metazoa; Chordata; Mammalia; Chiroptera; Vespertilionidae. Gene Ontology annotation, biological process: intracellular protein transport; vesicle-mediated transport. Gene Ontology annotation, cellular component: clathrin adaptor complex; clathrin-coated vesicle. The transcript has 10 exons. Gene Ontology annotation, molecular function: clathrin-cargo adaptor activity.